Perca fluviatilis (European perch) is the source of this 1896-nucleotide messenger RNA. Its product is annotated as kalirin-like. The record is from RefSeq and is a predicted model, not a curated record. The coding region runs from base 155 to 1498 and encodes 447 amino acids. Gene Ontology annotation, biological process: intracellular signal transduction; axon guidance. The transcript has 14 exons. NCBI's taxonomy places the organism in Eukaryota, Metazoa, Chordata, Actinopteri, Perciformes, Percidae. Gene Ontology annotation, molecular function: guanyl-nucleotide exchange factor activity; protein binding. Gene Ontology annotation, cellular component: cytoplasm; postsynaptic density.
GAAGAAACCUCCAAUCAGAACCAGGAGGCGGGACAACAGGCCGGAGCAGACCACGCCCCUCAACGCCAACGCACAAACGGCGAGGAAGGAGGAGGGGGGGCAGAGUGGUGGGGAGGAGGAGCCAGAGGAGGAGAGCCAACUUCUUCCUCCACCCAUGCAGAUCAUCAAGGACCCAAACAACCCCGAGGCUCUGGACUCAGAUCAGGGCUCCAACGAGUCAGACACCGAGCAACGCAACAAAGCACUGAGAGGACGCAUGUUUGUGGUGAACGAGAUGAUCCAAUCAGAGAAGGACUACGUGAAGGAUCUGGGCGUGAUUGUGGAGGGCUUCAUGUCGCGGCUGGAGGUGCGAGGGAUCCCAGAGGAAAUGAGAGGAAAAGACAAAAUUGUCUUCGGAAACAUCCAGCAGAUCUACGAUUGGCACCGAGAUUUCUUCCUGGUGGAGUUGGAGCGCUGUGUUCAGAACCACGACCUGCUCGCCGACCUCUUCAUCAGACACGAGAGGCGUCUCCACAUGUACGUGGUCUACUGUCAGAAUAAGCCGAGGUCAGAGUUCAUCGUCAUCGAGUACGAGAACUUCUUCGAGGAGAUCCAGCAUGAGAUCAGCUGCAGGAUGUCUAUCAGUGAUUAUCUGAUUAAACCCAUCCAGAGAAUCACUAAGUACCAGCUGCUCUUAAAGGAUUUUCUCAAGUAUACGUCCAAAGCGGGACUGGACAGUGAAGAGAUCGAGAAAGCCAUGGAGCUGAUGUCACUGGUCCCCAAACGCUGCAACGACAUGAUGAACCUGGGACGCCUGCAGGGAUACGAGGGGAAGCUGACGUCUCAGGGGAAGCUGCUGCAGCAGGAGACCUUCUGUGUGUGGGAGCAGGACGGAGGAGUUUUAUCUCGCAGUAAAGAGCGCCGAGUUUUCCUCUUCGAGCAGAUCGUCAUCUUCAGCGAACUACUGCGAAAAGGCUCCAAUAACCCGGGAUACCAGUUCAAGACCAGCAUCAAGGUGAGUUACCUGGCGAUGCAGGACAGCGUGGACGGUGACCCCUGUAAGUUUGUGUUGUGGUCUCGAGGCUCGGAGGAACGCUUCACGCUGCAGGCGUCCUCAGCCAGCAUCAAGAUGACCUGGGUGGAGACCAUCUCCACGCUGCUGGACGCACAGAACAACUUCCUGUCAGCUCUCCAGUCCCCCAUCGAGUACCAGAGAAAAGAGGGCGGGAUCUCAGUGACCCGGCCAUUGUCGUCAGGGCGACCACCGUCGGCGCCGCCAACGCCCAACGGCCACGCCACUCAGCCUCCGCCGGACAACGAGCAGGAAGACCAGGAGCUGGUUCUGGUCCAGCAGGACUUCGUGGCGGUCCGGGAGGACGAGAUCUCGGUGUUUCGGGGGGAGAAGGUCCAGAUUCUGGCGUCCAAUCAGCAGGGCCAGAGCCUGGUGUACCGGCCGGCCAAUAGCGACUCGCCAGCCGCCGAGGGCUGGGUGGCACGCAGCGCACUCAACACACACUGACACACACACACACACACACACACACACACACACACACAACACAGCAGAGUCUGGGGCUAACGGGCCCAAGAGCAUGCUGGGAAAAUUCUCUUGUGAUGCUGUGAGUUGGAGCCGUCCAACAAUAACCCAAAAUAUCCAAACUAUGGACUGUGGAUCUCCGUUAAAGUCGUGUGGGGCUGUGACUAACGAUAGACUUUGAUUCACCAAAAUAAAAGCACUUCCUGUUGCAGGUUUUCUAUCCUGGGACGAGAAGUUCUGCUGUGAACGUGUUCGGCAGGAUGUUUACAUUAAGGACUGAGCCCCAAAACACACACUCAGACAGAGACACACACACAUAUACACACACAGACACACACACAUAUACAUACACAGACACACACACAUAUACAUACACACUG